AUAACUGCUCCACUUCCAGUCUACCACAAGCGUGGACUCUGAUCAGCACCAUGAGGUCUUACCCUCCACCUCUACCCAAACCCACCUAUCCUCAACCGGACGACGACACCGACCCAUUAUUCCGACCGGCUACCGCCUCCGUCCUUCCCACCGUCCGCAAGAAAGGAACCGGGGUUCGGGCCUGGCUCCUCCUUGACAACACUGGUCAAGCCCAGGUUGUGGAGGCCGGUAAGCAUGCCAUCAUGCGCCGCACCGGCUUACCGGCUCGUGACCUCCGGAUCCUGGACCCACAACUCUCGUACCCAUCUACAGUAUUGGGUCGAGAAAGGGCUAUUGUCAUCAACUUGGAGCAUAUCAAGGCGAUAAUUACGGCCCAGGAGGUUCUUUUGCUAAAUUCGAGGGACCCCUCCGUUACGCCUUUUGUUGAGGAAUUGCAGAGGAGGUUGUUGUGUCAUUAUAACGCCACUAAAGCCCAGGAGGGCUAUGGUGCUGAUUCAAACUGGAAAAAUCUGUGUGAUCCUGAAGAGUCACAAUCAAGGGAAAAUCAAAAAAGUUUUACAGGAAGCAUUUCUCAUUCUCCAGACCUUGAUGAGGGAGGUAAGGUAGAUGGUAAACCAGGGCUUGAAAAUCGAAGUGGAUCAAAUGUUCUUCCAUUUGAAUUCGUUGCAUUGGAGACAUGUCUUGAGGCUGCUUGCAGUUGCUUAGAAAAUGAGGCAAAAACACUGGAACAAGAGGCUCAUCCAGCAUUGGAUAAGCUGACUUCCAAAAUCAGUACUCUCAAUUUAGAGCGUGUCCGCCAGAUUAAAAGUCGUUUGGUUGCAAUAACCGGCCGUGUUCAAAAGGUCAGGGAUGAAUUGGAACACUUGUUGGACGAUGAUGAAGAUAUGGCUGAGAUGUAUCUAACAGAAAAGUUUAUUCAACACCUAGAAAAUUCUUCCACUACAUCUUUAAACGAGGGAGGUGACAUGGAUGAUGAAUAUAUUCCAGUAGACUUGGAUGAUGGGAUUCCUGCUGAAGUCUCAUUGGAGGCUCAUGGUGCUUCUACUAGCAGAGAGGGUGAUAUUCACAAUGCCGACAAUCCACAAGGUCAUCUGUUUAGUGCUUCUCAUACUCUUAGUAGGGGAAGCCAUGGGACCCGUACUAGUACCACACAAAGUGCUAUUAGUAAGCACCUUGAUGUAGAGGAGCUGGAAAUGCUACUGGAGGCAUACUUUGUACAAAUUGAUGGUACACUGAACAAACUAUCCACGCUGAGGGAGUACGUCGAUGAUACAGAGGACUACAUCAAUAUAAUGCUGGAUGACAAACAGAAUCAUCUCCUUCAAAUGGGCGUAAUGCUAACAACAGCAACCUUAGUGAUCAGCUGUCUUGUUGCUGUUGCUGGUGUUUUCGGCAUGAAUAUCAACAUUGAAUUGUUCAAUGAAGAGACAGAGAUGGGAAUGCGAAAGUUUCUAUGGACUGUCGGCGGAGGCUGUACUGGGAGCGUAUUCCUGUAUGUAAUUGCCAUUGCCUGGUGCAAGCACAAGCGGUUGCUCGAAUAACUGAGAGGCUUGCCGGAGGAGUCAAUAAGAUUUAGUGGCUGUUGUAUGAUAUUACUGCGAUUAAAUUCUUGCACAACUUGCUCUGCAUGCCCAUGUCAUUCAUGGUCAAGUUUCUGGGGGAAGAAGUGGAGAGCUCUCCCCAUUGUAUAAUAAAAGAAAACUAUUAUUCAUGUUGUAUUUCUAUAAUUACAAAGGCCUUCAUUGUAAUAACUUCGCCAUGCAGCAAUAAAACAAAAAUGCUUCCUUCUAA
Molecule: messenger RNA, 1791 nt
Organism: Manihot esculenta (cassava)
Lineage: Eukaryota; Viridiplantae; Streptophyta; Magnoliopsida; Malpighiales; Euphorbiaceae
Product: magnesium transporter MRS2-3
Exons: 6
Coding region: 51-1541 (496 amino acids)
Biological process (GO): magnesium ion transport
Molecular function (GO): magnesium ion transmembrane transporter activity
Source: RefSeq, a predicted model, not a curated record